Molecule: messenger RNA, 723 nt
Organism: Trypanosoma cruzi
Lineage: Eukaryota; Euglenozoa; Kinetoplastea; Trypanosomatida; Trypanosomatidae
Exons: 1
Coding region: 1-723 (240 amino acids)
Source: RefSeq, a predicted model, not a curated record
AUGACAAAGGGACUUCAUGACUUCGUCACACCACUAUUUGAGAUCACAUACAUGAGUGAUCCUCCCCCAUUUUCCUUGAAAGGCUCUUUGGAGCGGAUUCGUGGGUGGAAUGUGUACAGGCUACCUCCUCUGUGGAACCACGGCAGCGAGAAACGGUACAAGUGCACGCACCGACUUCACCGGAACCAACGCAUGCCAUAUGAACUGUCCAAUGUCACCGGGGAUCCCAUCGCCGGCAUGUACGUCAACCCUCGGCCGGUCCUUCGCUACCAACUGAACCCAUACCGACCGCCGCACUUGCCACCUCCUUUAGGUUUUGAAGACUGCAUUUACCGGAAUCAGAGGCCGAGUCUCCGUGAGGUGUUUAUGGAGUUGGUGCCAUUGCGUCCUGGCGUUGACGUGAACGAUGCGUUGUCUUUGGGAGCGGCACACGGUGCGUGUGGUGUUCAACUGUACACAGAGGCCACCGGCGUCUUCGAGGAAUUUCCCCGCAACGAGGAAAAUGGCCUCGCCCUCAUCUAUUCCACCGUCCCCUGGGCGAGGGAGGAGCUGCAAACCACUUUUGAUGCUGGUGCCGAGGCCCCUUCCCUAAUUGUGGAUGAUGUGUUCAUCAGCUGGGCUACGCUUGGCCUAUUGAGCCUCAACGAGUUGAGUGACGCUGGCGCGCUGCACACGGAGGAGGAUCAGUGGGCUGGUCUUUUUGAUUGCUACUUGACCGCGUGA